This is a messenger RNA of Wyeomyia smithii (pitcher-plant mosquito), 2107 nucleotides long. Its product is annotated as ER lumen protein-retaining receptor. Gene Ontology annotation, molecular function: ER lumen protein retrieval receptor activity. NCBI's taxonomy places the organism in Eukaryota, Metazoa, Arthropoda, Insecta, Diptera, Culicidae. Gene Ontology annotation, biological process: endoplasmic reticulum to Golgi vesicle-mediated transport; protein retention in ER lumen. Gene Ontology annotation, cellular component: cis-Golgi network; membrane; endoplasmic reticulum. The record is from RefSeq and is a predicted model, not a curated record. Bases 231 to 869 code for a protein of 212 amino acids. The transcript has a single exon.
CGAGAAAGAGACGCAAAACGAAUGCCAUUUUGGUUGGAAGAAGACUGUUUACACGUCAGUCGCUCCGGUUUUGCAGCAAGCAGAUUUUUUCCCGUUUUGAUUGCCGAAAUUCUCUGGAAAACAUUCCUCCGGAAUAGAAUUUCGGAUCGGUUAUUGUCGUGGGUGAAUUUGCGGCUCGUGUACCGUGAACGUUUUUAUUUGUGACGGAAGUAAGCUCGCUUGUGUGAAGGAUGAAUAUUUUUCGACUGGCCGGUGAUUUGUCGCAUUUGCUGGCAAUUAUUCUGCUGCUAAUCAAGAUAUGGAAGACGAGAUCGUGUGCUGGCAUUUCUGGCAAAUCUCAGAUUUUGUUCAUGGUGGUUUACAUUAGCCGUUAUCUGGAUAUGGUUACGACUUUUAUUAGCGUUUACAAUACGUGCAUGAAAGUGGUCUUCAUUAGUUCAUCGAUCGCCACCAUCUAUUUGAUGUAUGUUAAGUUUAAGGCGACCUACGACCACAACCAUGAUUCGUUCCGCAUCGAGUUCCUGCUGGUUCCGUGUUUCGUCCUGGCCCUGUUGAUCAACGCUAGCUUCACUGCAAUAGAAGUGAUGUGGACGUUCUCGAUCUAUUUGGAGGCAGUGGCCAUCUUGCCGCAGCUCUUCUUGGUCAGCAAAACGGGUGAGGCAGAAAGUAUUACCAGCCACUAUCUCUUCGCUCUGGGUUCCUACCGUGCGCUGUAUCUGCUGAACUGGAUCUACCGAUACUACGCUGAGGGUCAUUAUGACUUGAUUGCAAUUUUUGCCGGAGCAAUUCAGACAAUCCUGUACUGCGAUUUCUUCUAUCUCUACAUCACCAAGGUGCUAAAGGGAAAGAAGCUGCAGCUGCCGGCGUAAAGUGGCCCCACGGCCUGGGAGGUAGGAUGAUAUCUUACGCAAAGUAAUACAUACGAUCGUUUAAGUACAUCUCGGAAGCAAACUUGAUAAUAAAACCAACUUUUAAGAGAACGCAUUAGCAAUUGAUGUGAAAAACAGAUGAUCGCUGCCGGGGAUGAGAAAGUAAAUAAUAUCCGAAGAAUACUAGUUCUUAUUAGUUUUAUACCGCAGGGUUGAAAAAAAUAUGAAUGAAAACCCUCUGAUAGCUCAUUUCAAUUCUUCAGAUUUAAAAUCCCGAUAGAUAACAGCAGUUCUGGCCGCGUUGAUCAAAUUAAUAAAAGAAUAGAUUGAUGCGUCCACAAAGUUAUCUAGCGGGAGACGUAAGCGAGAAGCGCAACAACGAGCAUAGUACUUUCGGUAAGAACAAAAUUAGAAUUACAAAAACCCCUUCUGAGGGUAUAGUGGCUUCUCCAAAGCGCUUAAGAAGUAUUAUAGACAUCCACCUUUCAAAAAAUUGAACCUUAAAUUUGCUGUCUGAAAAGGUAGCGUGCAAGAUAAUUGUUUGAAGUCUAUUGAGUUUGCUUAAAAUAAAUCGAUUUCCAAAGCAUUUUUAUUCAUAUAAAACAUUUUUUUGUCUUAUCUGAAGUUUGCAGAUGUGUUAACUAUUUGCCUUAUAUCCUGUACGAUGCGAAAAACGACUGACAGUGAAGCACUGAUGAAACAGCACUUUUAAUCAAUUGCUUGUAUCAUUCUUUGUCAAGAUUCCGCCAAGGUGAUUCUACUUGUUACUCGCUUUGCGAUACUGCUUCUUCCGAUACAGCGCUUCAUUGCUGCGUCUAUUUACUUCCCCCAACAGCGUUGCAAAAUCUGACACAGAACUGUAAGAAUUAAAUUCAACUUGACUAUUACAACGGACAGACAGUGAGGAUAACUGUCCCGACAAACACAAAAACAAAUUAUUUUAUUUUGUUGCUAUAUACUAUAAUACUAAUAUGGAUGUUUGUGAGCAAACCUGUAGUUUUUUUUUGUAUUUUAAUUUGUUCCAACGAACGUACUUUAAGGAAACGUGAGAAAUAAUUCAAACAUCCCAACUAUCAUACAUCGGUAUGGAAGAUCGUUUGAGUGAGUGAAAUCAAACCGUUUUGAAGUAAACGAAUCCCUAUAUCCUUCUAUUUCUUAAAAUAAUAUUUUACUGCUACUGUAAUACAUAGAACGGUAAUAAUUAUUGAGAUGAUACCAAUAAAGAACAGAAACCUAUA